This is a messenger RNA of Batrachochytrium dendrobatidis JAM81, 2124 nucleotides long. RefSeq lists its product as uncharacterized. The coding region runs from base 1 to 2124 and encodes 707 amino acids. The record is from RefSeq and is a predicted model, not a curated record. Lineage: Eukaryota; Fungi; Chytridiomycota; Chytridiomycetes; Rhizophydiales. The transcript has 4 exons. Gene Ontology annotation, cellular component: GATOR1 complex. Gene Ontology annotation, biological process: TORC1 signaling; cellular response to amino acid starvation; positive regulation of autophagy.
AUGGUAGUGCAAGGCAUUCUGUUUGUGUCGUACUCUUCCAGAGGCCAUCAACUGGUGUUCAUGUAUCCUGCAAGCGCAUCGUCUGCUGCCAGUCAGAGUGAGCAAACUGGCAUACGCUCUCGCCAUCGGAAUGGCCAUGAAGAUGACAGCAACUCUGGCUCACCGCCUAUAGAAAUCCUAGGCUCUCGUCAUGGCAUUCAUGGUGUUCCUGUUGAUCAUUGCAUUCAAGAGUAUCGACAUAGUAAACCUCGUAGCUUUCUAGGCAAACAGCGUCCUGCUACCAUGCAUACCAGUGAAUCCACUAAUGGAUCCACUAAUGGACUCACUAGUGGACUCACCACAGACAGCAGAAUGAGCUUUCAGCUGCCAUCAGGCUUGAAUCAUCAGUACAAUGGCUCACAAACCCCAUCAAACUCUUCUGCUGGAAAGACUUUGGCAAGUCGUGGCCAUGCUAAUACCAUUCCAAGUGGGAUUUCUUUGGCUGGUACAAACGCUGUCUCGACUGCAACCAGCAGCGUAUCUGGAACACAUUUGGACUUUCGAUCUGCUCAAUCCUCCACUUUAGUCAUGACUGCUGCAACAUUAUCUAAAAAACAAACUCAUUCAAGACAUGGUUCUCAUGGACCUCCAGAGCCUAAAAAUAAGUUUUUGGGCUUGGAUUGUGAGUUUCUUUCAGAUAUUCUAUCUCCAAAAGUGGCUCUUUGCGACAAGCAAUUCCACUUGACAGUGGACAAUGUUGAUUUUGUCGGUCAUCCUACACUACUGAAUGCAGAUCGUCCAGGUACUGGCCUUCGAUUUGCGCGCAUGGUUCAAAAAAGAAAGUUAAUUGCAAGUGCAACGAGUUAUCGUCAGUCUUUGGGUGAAAUCGACUCGUCUUCUACUUUUACUGCUGCUGUUUCGGAUCCAUCCAGUAGCUGUGUUUCCGAGGAUAAACCAUCUGCUAAUGCAUUUUCUUCAAAGUUGCCUUCGCCUGUUGAUCAUCACCAUCACCAACUCACCAUGUUCAAUCUAGUGUUUGCACUUCAGCCAGAUGGUCGUGGAACCAGUCACCAUUCAAAAGAAGUUAAAAAUAUCUACGAUCACGUUGUUGUCAAAGUUACGACUGCAUUAAAAUAUGAACAGUUGCGUCGUGGCUACAUUCGUACUGAAACUGAGCUUAUUCUUGCCAUCAAUGAUCGGUAUCAAGUUCAAAAUGGUGGUGCGGGAGAUCCUCUUGAACUUCAAUCGCAAAUUCUUAAAUCAAGCAGUCUUGCAAGAUGUCUUGCUCAUAUUUACCAUGCUGUUCAUGGUCAAUUGCCAUCGUUUUUAGAAGUAAACGGAUCUGUAAGUUUGGCGUUGCGAAUGUGUGGUAUUAUUGAAACCCAAAACACGUAUCCAGGUUCAAGUAGUAGCACUAUAGAUUCCUAUUAUGCUAGUAAUUCUACCAUCUCUAUUCCAUUAGAGAUCUCUAGUGCUUAUUUUAACCAUCCUACAUUGCGACCCUAUCAAGCACUGUUGCUACUUUCAGAUGCUGAAGAAAUUUUAAACACAUUGCCUGUUGACGCAUCUCCAUUACUUGUAGAAUUAAUUCAAAUAGUAACACCUACUUUAUCGUUUGAAGAACUGCAAACUACACUGAGCUGCUCACUUUCUCAGAUAUACCGUCUUGCCGCUCAUCUGUAUGUAUGGUCUAAAGCAAAAAUUAUUCAUGUAGUCAGCAAUCGAAACGUGUAUAUUGUUUCUCCUCAAGCUCAACUUUCAGAACUUCCAAAGCUAUCCACCGAGUUUUCAUCUCGGUUUCCACAAAUGGAGCUCGUACGCAUUUUGCAAGACCUGUCAAUUCCACGACCAUAUUCUGCAAUUGCCCAUUCUAAAGAAAAUCGCAAUUUGUAUUUAGAAAUUAUUACAUUUUUGCUCAGAAAAAACCUUGUUGUUCAACUGCACAUGUAUAUAUACUUGUCGGUUCCAGCACGUUUAUUGGCAAAAACUCCGUCACCAGAAAAUGGGAAUGUACCAUGGAAUCCUGUCAGUGAUCAUCCGUCUAUUUUUACAGAUCCUGGAAAUUUAAGCGAGCAGGAAGCUAGUUGGAUCGCUACCAUUGCAAAUUCACAGCCGCCGCCUCUUGCAGCACUAUUUACAAGGUAG